AUGCCCGAAUUAUUCCACCAGGAGGCAGAGGCCGCCUGGUCCACCUGCGUCUGCCGGCCUCCUGCACCUACCUCUGCUGGGCCUCUGUUUCGACUGGGCAACCUGGCUCUGGAGGGCGGGGGCCACUUCCAGGGGGGCCCCGAGUGUCUCUUAAGGAUGCAAAACCAGUGCGGCAGCCACGUCCUCUUCCAGGAUGUGCAGCAGCCUUCCCACAUGAGUGGGGUGGAACUCGGCACGCCAGGGAGACGCCAUGGUCACGGAGAAGGACCUGGACCAGGCCCUUUUGCAUCUCCACGCCUGGGUCCUGCCCGCACAGACACCCAGCUCUGCGACUUCCUGGAGAACCACGUCCUGGGCAAGGAGCUGAAACUCAUCAAGAAGAUGGGAGACACCUGA
Molecule: messenger RNA, 396 nt
Organism: Pteronotus mesoamericanus
Lineage: Eukaryota; Metazoa; Chordata; Mammalia; Chiroptera; Mormoopidae
Product: ferritin light chain-like
Exons: 2
Coding region: 1-396 (131 amino acids)
Source: RefSeq, a predicted model, not a curated record